UACUACAAUUUAUGUGCAUGUUGAUAAUGUUUUUCUUUCAGUUUAUAUGAGCAGUCAGAGGUUUCCUUUGUGGAGGCGCAUGUACAUGCUGCAGAGAGACAGAAACUAAACUGUGAACUAAAAGCAAUCAGCAGUUUCUGCACAAGUCGGCAGGCAAGUGCACAAGAAACUAAGGCAAUUACUGAGGAUCUGCUGUGUGAUGGAGAGAGGAGAAGGCAACAGUUCAAUCCCCCAAGGUCACAACUGUAACCACUCAGAGGAAUACAAAUUCACCACCUACACCGUGGUCUUCAGCCUGGUCUUUACUUUUGGUCUCUUGGGCAACGUCGGUGCUCUGUACAUCUUCUGUAAGCUCUCGGUGAAGAAUCGUCUCUCUACCAUCUUUCUUAUCCACCUUGCUAUGUCAGACCUCAUCUUCAUUUUGUCAUUGCCGCUACGGAUCGCCUUUUACUACAACAACUCGACUGGUAUGCAGGAAUCUUCUCCCAGGUCCACGGUAUCAUAUUUGAGCCUUGCCUGCCGUUUCUCCACCUUCUUGUUCUACAUCAGCAUGUAUUGCAGCAUCUUCUUUCUGACAGCCCUGAGCGUGUGCCGCUACCUAGUGCUAGAGGGUCGAGUCCGGCUCCAGAACCAUGAGGCUUGCAGAUGGGCUCGCUUCCUGUGCUGGGGAAUUUGGGUCUUUGUGGUAGGGGGAAACAUUUUAUACCUUGGUAUAACCUCUGGGUUCAACAUUCAGACAGGGGGAUGCAUGGAACCAGCAGGGAAAGAUUCCUGGGCUUUGCUGUAUAAUCUGAACCUGGUGGUGCUGGUGAUCUACUUUUUGGUUCCGCUAACAGUGGUAUUGAUUUGCUACUCCCUCAUGGUCAAACACAUCUUGAGGAUCCGGGCUGGCCAAAGGCAGCGCGAUGUGGCUUUGAUCUUCUUGGUGCUUUUGAUCUUCUGUCUUUGUUUCCUGCCCUACCACAUCCAACGCACUCUGCAUCUGCACUAUAUGAUGCACCAGCAGACAGCGACAUGCCAGUUGCUGGCCACCUUGCAGAAAUCGGUGGUGGUGACACUGUGCUUUGCUGCAGUCAACAGUUGCCUGGAUCCAAUUCUCUUCCUUUUUGUGGGCCAUGGGUUCAUAGCAUUGAUUAAUAAGUUUAUUGCUCAUGUACAUGUUUCUGGUACACUAGAUAAUACCAAUAUGAGGUCCACGCCUCCAGGUGGUAUGCAGCUAUCAUUGGUUCAAAAACCAAAUACUGCAGACAUGGACCAAGCUUCCUCUUUGGAGUAGCUACUCUCACAGAAAAAUGAUAUUACUGUUUGAUGGCACCACACACACCAUGGAUCCACAGUGAUGAGAACAUUUUGACUUGACAUUGAAGCAAGUUUUCUCAGAAAUAUCAUUCUUUGAACAGAGUCUGUGAUAGUGAAGGAGCCUGAAGAGAUCAGCAGUUAGAUUGUAUUGGUUUCACUUUGUAAGCACAUUUUGCUGCACAGCUAUGAGCAUGGGUAUAUAUUCACCAAGUGCAUAAGCCUGGCUUAGCUACAGUGCCAUCCACGAUCAUUGUCCCCCGUAAAGAUUAGGAAAAAGGGUUAGAAAAAAUCCACCUGUUAGUGAAGUUGCUUCAUCUCACGCUGAAAAAGUGAGAAAAAGCCGACCUUUAAUUCAAAUAAUUUGAUUCAGAGAAAAACAAACCCCUGAUCAAGAAAUUAUUAUUUUAAACAAAAACACACAUGCCAUUAUUAUUGGCACACCAAUAAUGGAAAUUAUAGUAAACACAAUGUAACUGAAGCAUGUUUCCCAUUUAAAUUGUACAUUUCUGAGUUGAUUGUAGUGUGUAGAAACUUUCAAGCUGUGAUCCAUGACUUCCUGAUUAACUGGGAUACAAAUAUGAGGUGACACAGAGGUCAAAUUCCCUUAGUCAUCCAUCAACAUGGGAAAGAUAAGAGAACACACAAAGCAAAUGAGGGAGAAGUGUUCCAGCAGGACAAUGAUCUGAAGCAUAUGUGGCAGAUCACAGAAUCCAGGGACACGUGUCGGCCCGGGGGCAUUUUGAGUUAUUGACAGAUUCAGAAAGUACAGUUUCUAAGCUUUCCAAUGAUGCCUUCCAUGUGGAGAUCUGACAAUAUUUGAAGAAUGUGUGGCCCUUUGAAAGUGUAUACUUCUUAAAACAGAAAAGGGAGAAAAUCGCCCUCAAAGUUUUCCAUCUCAGCUACUCUGGGUGUAGGGCGGGCACAUAAUGGUGCUCAUUUGCAUGACAUUAAGGAAAGCCCUACCCCCUACGAGCUAGCACGAUACUACUUUCAUGUAAACAAAGAUCACCACGUCAAUUUUCCUUCCAUGCAAAGUAUGCCCAACACAAUUAUGAAGUACAAAAAUAAGUCCUAAAGUAUACUUUAACGUUUUGUGGUUGAAAAAUUACUCACACCGUAAGAAAGGAAGAUAGCACGAUGAUGACACAACUAACACAACACUAGUUUCAUGUAAAGCCUCGGUCACAACCGGCCGUACAGUACGCGCUCCUACGGCCGGUCUACAUGCAAAAAAACGCAAGAAACACACGGAGAGCGCGCAUGAAACGCACAAGAGCGCGCAUGUGAUGUGCUGAUUUUCGAGCCGCAGACCGGCCGCAGAGGUUCUUUGUCAUGUCAAACAAACUCUACAGGCGCUUACGUUUUUUUCAGGUUGCAAGACAAACUUACGGCCAACGCGCGUCUUUCUCCGUGAACAAAAAAAAAACGCAGCGAUUUGGGAAACGCCAAAAAUCACACGGCCAAAAAAUCGUACGUCCGGUUGUGACCUAGGCUUAACCAAACCACAACACUCUCCGUUACAUGCAAAAAUAACCACACAGCCUUAAAUUAAUAAACUUACCCCAUCAGAAAGAGAAACGGCGCCUUGCACACACCAAUGCCUCCGAUGGAAUGUAAUCCUAGAAUGGUCCGUGUAUCAUCCAAUCAUUCAAGUAUUCCAUUCAAUCUGGAAAACGAGGUUGCGUUUUUUUUGCUAGAAAUGGUUAUCUCCGAUGUAAAUACCGAGUAUCUGUUUGCUUCGUGGUGUUUGCUCCUCUGCACUCUGUUUAGUAACUCAUUCCAUAGUGAAAUCACACGCCUGUAUGCAGUUAAGUAGCCAUGCGCUCAGCUCGGAUCAUACAGCUGAUUCGCGAAAAAAAAAAACAAAUGACUUAAAUCAUCAUGUGAAUGGCCCAUAUGGUAAUUUACCCACACCCCCCAGCAGGCUACAGUCCUGACAAAAACGAGACAAUUUGCAACAAAAAAUGUAUGCUUUUCCAACAAAACAAUCUAUUAUCUGAAAUACUGAUUGCAUUCUUCAAGCUCUCAACUUGCACAUGAUGGAAAAAAAAUCACAAAUUUCGAAAAAAAAAAGCUUCUUUUGCGAUUAUCUCGGAUUCGUUUCGGCCGACAUGUGUCCCUGGAUUCAGUGAGGGGUCACAUAUGUCCAAAUCAACAUAAAAAUGGUUCACUGAGCACAGAAUCAAGCUUCUGCCAUGGCCAUCUCAGUCCCCUGAUCUGAACCCCAUUGCAAACCUGUGGGCCGAGCUGAAGAGGAGUGAGCACAAGAGAGGGCUGAGGACCCUGAAUGAUCUGGAGAGAUUGUGUAAAGAGGAAUGGUUUCAGAUAUCCUGCUCUAUCUCCAACAUUAUAAAAUGUUAUACUGUAGGAGAGACUCCGUGCUGGGUUUUUUUUUGUUUUUGUUUUUUUGGCAAAGGGAGGUUAUACAAAGUAUUAAAUGCAGGGGUGCCAAUAAUAGUGACACAUAUUUUUGUUGUAUAUAAUUAUUCCUGGGCGGUACGGUGGUGUAGUGGUUAGCGCUGUCGCCUCACAGCAAGAAGGUCCGGGUUUGAGCCCCGUGGCCAGUGAGGGUCUUUCUGUGCAGAGUUUGCAUGUUCUCCCCGUGUCCGCGUGGGUUUCCUCCGGGUGCUCCGGUUUCCCCCACAGUCCAAAGACAUGCAGGUUAGGUUAA
Messenger RNA from Neoarius graeffei (lesser salmon catfish), 3970 nucleotides. RefSeq names its product cysteinyl leukotriene receptor 1-like. The record is from RefSeq and is a predicted model, not a curated record. Gene Ontology annotation, cellular component: plasma membrane. Bases 200 to 1276 code for a protein of 358 amino acids. Lineage: Eukaryota; Metazoa; Chordata; Actinopteri; Siluriformes; Ariidae. Gene Ontology annotation, biological process: G protein-coupled receptor signaling pathway. The transcript is spliced from 2 exons. Gene Ontology annotation, molecular function: G protein-coupled receptor activity.